AUUGAAUAAUCCAUCGCGAAUAUCGCAACGGUUGGCAGUCAAAACCGCCUACUUUCUGGUGAAGUUUUUCACUGCACUUUUUGUCGCGCGGCCAGCUCUGUGUGCAUGCCAGAGAGUGAUCGAUUAUUCAACACCGGACAAUGACAACAGUCUGUGCUUUGGUACGAUUGGUUCGAGCUGGCUGAAAAUGGUAGGACAAUUUUCGACACCACGCUUAUAAAAUUCCCUAUCCCCGGCACUAUCCGGAGUCAGUUGGAAAAUGGCCUUCGAGCGUUGAAGGCAAUCGGCAGUGUAGCUAGGUUACGGUAGUUGGUGGAAUCGAAGACAGUUUUCUAGGGGACAUUAAACCUGCCAGUGAAUACCAAUCGUUCGCGAUCUUGUAAUAAUGGCUUCUGCCACAAGUGUACGGUCCUUUUCGGGACAGGAGUGGUUUGCGACAGUGUUUCUGCUAAUUGUGCUUAGCAGCAGUGGUGUGCAGUGCUUCGAACGUUUCUCUCCCAUAAAUGAGCUUCUGUUAUCCGAGUUUGAAUACGACACCAAUAUCGAUCGCGAUCUGUUGCCACUCGACGAACGAUCGUACUUUUCUUACGAUGAGCCGCACGAGCCAACUUUUCACACCGACUACAAUCUGGCUAAUCUGAAGCCGAUUUCACCAACGCCUGGUUUUACGCUCGAUCCCUCCUACAUAUCGCCCGAGGAUAUCGUUCCGGCCCGAGCCAAACGUGCCAAUCUAAGGGAACGAAGGAAACCAUCGACGCACCGCAAACGCGAGCAGGAAAAGGAACUGCUCACCGAUGAGCACGAGGAAGAUCUGGAUGAAGAUGAUGCGGAUGAAAAGGCCAGCGAGCCGGAGGAGAGUACGGACGUGGACGAUUAUGCCGCACGGUACGAGCAGUUUAUUGCGAAACAUUUCGAAGAUUUGGAAAGCAAGCGGAAAAAGUCCGCUCCGCAGCGUAAAGCACCUAAGCCGACCGAUGAAGAGGACGACGACGACGACGACGGCGAGGAAGAAGAGCAGGACGGUGAUUACCGGUUUGAUCGGGGCGACUACUCCUCCUCGGAGGAUUACGAGCGAAUAAAGGCAGAGUCUGAGGAGCAAAGCCGGCGGUUGGCGAAGGACCCCAGGAACUGCCGCACGUACGAGAAGGACGGUAUGGUGUGUAGCGUGUGUCACGAUCCGGCCAGCGACAGUGCGUCGGAGAGCUGUGCGUACGCUACCGAGCCCCACCAUCGCAAGUAUGCGUACGUGAAGGAGCGAAACUACGACAGCAAGAAGGAUGCCGAUCCGAACCGUGGAAAGGCGGAAGUGGACGAGGAGGAGGAGGAGGACGGUGAUGAGGAGCCGGAGCACGCCGGUACCGAAACACGCCCCGAGCGGCAGACAGAUGGUGCGGGAGACGGGAUUGUAGGUUCCGCCGUACCAACCACACCCUCCAGACGGAGGCUCCCUGCGCAUCCACUGCGCAAGCCGACCCUGCGCUCGAAACCGCACCAGUCGGCGACCAACGGUGGCGGGUAUCGCUACCAGCCGACCGAUCUUCGCUCUAACCGGGCCAGCAUGAAGCUGAAGCUAGCAGAGGGCAGUGGGCCGGCUGCCGAUGAUGCCAACAUUUACGUGAUGAACUACGACAACGAGCCGGAGGAGGUGGCAAAGGUGCUGGCCGAGUUUAAGGCGCGCGACUGGUCCAACUGUCGCACGGAGUCCCGCCCGAUCGCGUCCGAACCGGUGCGACCACCGCCCUCGAUGACCGGGAAGCUACAGCUGCAGCAGCAAGCACACAAGCGCAAGAAGGUUGUGGCACUGUCGCGCAAGGAGCUGGCGGCACUUGAACCAUCGGCAACCAGCGCAGCCGUUGGUGGGCCGGUAAAGGAGAAGCAAACGGUCAAGCGGACGGUUUCGUUCCGCAGCUUCAUCACUGGGUCGGGACGGGGAGCCCCGGGGUCAUCUUCUUCAGCGUAUGUGGCGCAUGCAGGAUCUGACGGUGACGAGCGCGUGAUUCACUACGAGCAUCACAUUUCUCACGAAGUUCCUUGAGGGACGAAGGCGCAAGGAGGACGGAUGGGUAUAGGGAGCCGAAAUGUUUCGCAAAUAAUGUUCAAUGCGCAAUUUAAGUGUUUCUUUUUAAGGCCGAAUAUUUGAAGAAUGUUCUAAAGGAAGAGGCCUGCACGCUGGGAGAUCCGUUUAAAAUAUCCCUUUUUGCUCGUUAACUUACUGAAGGAUCGAUAACUACGUAUGUACUAUUGCAGCAGUAUUCUUUUGUGCUCCGAAUAAACAGGCCGUUCUAAUAAUGAUCAAUAAUUAUGUCGACGAAUAGAAGAACAUAAACGCAGGAUAUAAAUGAUAUAGGCUAACAUGAAUCACAACAGGAUGACACAAACUUGCUGAACUUGACGACGACGAGAAACACACAAAUGAUAAUGGAUUUUCACUUAAAGUUAUUUAUUUAAAUCAUGUAUUAUCUGCAUCAUAUCAUCAAUUCGUCAGCCCUUCGCACUUCUCUCUCCUCAAUAUGUUUUUUUUUUCUAUGUAAUUUGUUUUUAGUUCCGUUUCAAAUUCCCUCCCAGCCACUACUUACUGUUUACAGUAGUUGCGUUGCUGCUGUCUUUGCACAUGCAUUUUGCCUUCCAUGUGAACUCGAACCUUGUCUCCCUCACUCGUCUCGAGGGAAUUGGGCUUCGUGUGCCCCACCCCUCCUCCCCAGAUGCAUCGAUGUGUGCAGGAGGAUCAUCUGCUUCCCUUUUUCCAUGGCAUACACGCUUGACCAUUUGUCUCCCUUGCUUCAUUCAUAGUUUCGGCGGUACGCAAAUGUUGUAAUGGUGGUUUUCUGUGUGUGUGUGUGUUUUGCUUUCCUUUCCUUUGCUACUGCUGUAACGCUGGUUCAGCUCGGCCUUCUGUCCUGUUAACAUCACGCGAAUUUUCGUACAAUUUUCGUCGUACCUGAAUUGAAGGUCUAGUAAUUGCAUGAAUUCUCAUUCUCUACUCUAUAUAACGCCAUUCUAAUGGCAUUCGUCAUCGCAAAGGGACAUUCACACUGAAAGCGUUUUAAAAUUAAGUAUUGCAAAUAAAACGGCUUUGAGAUGAAGGUGAUCGAUCGAUAUGAGAUGAUGGGUUUCGGUGAGAUGAUUCAAAGAAGUAGACCCCUCUUGCAUCGGCAGCGCAGCUCUGACCGCUCUUUCUUAUCACGUUUGUUGUUAUAUAUGAGUGUGCUAUUUUUUUUUUUUUUUUACGAAACCCAAAACGUUUCGCCUUUCUAUAGUUUAGUUUACUCGAUCAUUAUCCACUAUCAAGUCAAGAUGCUUAGAUGUGUAUGUAGAUAGAGCGAUGUAACGGUAAAUGGGGUAUGCAACUGUUGUUAACGGAUGUCCCAUCCCAUGAAACACUCGUGUCUUGCGCUUCAUAGGUUUCCAGAGUAAAACAAACCAAAACUUCCGUUCGUAAACAUACAAACAGCGAGUCCCCCUUCCUCCUUCCCUCCUUCCUUCCUUCUUCUGAUCCAUCGAUAGUCUUUAAUGUUAGGCAUCACACUUCCAGUGCUUGUAUUACACCACCCCCCCUAAAUACCAAAUUGAUCCUUUGCUGUUGUGUUGUGUAAUGUACUCUUUGCUUAAAAGUUACCAUCCCCCUCCCCUACACGAUUGUUAGUCGAUGCUUUCCACACAAACAUGUCUCCUCUUACAAUCAGAUGCGAUCCAUUAGUGUAUCAUAUGGGUGUGUUUGUGUUGUUUUUUUUUGUUUUAAAUAUAUAUGCAUAUAUUUUGUUUUUUGAGUCAUCUUUAAAUCCUAUCAAAGUAUUUUACACUGAUUUCUGUUUUGCUUCAGCAGAGUGCACUCCUAGUAACAUCGUGUCACGAACCAAAUAAAUCAUCUACGCACCUAAAUACUACAACUUAACAUAUCAAAUGAUUGUGCAGAGUUUGAAAACAAUGUCAGUGUGUGUGUGAGUAUGUUUAUGUGUAUACACACAGGAGCACAAACAAUAUACACUGGCUGGUUUAUCUGCCGGAAGAACGGGUGUGCCAAGUACGACCUUAUUGCCUUUAUCGUGGUGUAAUAGAGAGAACAUUCCUGCUGCUAGCCCUCUCCGCCAGAAAACACUCGCGUGAAAUUUGCGAGCUUUACGCGCUUCAUCAAUGCGUAAUUACUAACUAAACACACGCACUCACGUUAUGGGAAUCCAAUACUAUUAUACACGAUCAUGUUCUUCUUCUUUUUCUUCUUCUUGGCGUAACGACCAUCGCGGUCAUGCCGGCUCGAUACAAAGGGCUUUCGGGACUUAUUAGUACCACGCAGCCGGAUGUAGUCAGUCCUUGCUAUGGGGCGACGGUCCAUAUAAGGUUUGAACCCACGACGGGCAUUGGU
Molecule: messenger RNA, 4360 nt
Organism: Anopheles coluzzii
Lineage: Eukaryota; Metazoa; Arthropoda; Insecta; Diptera; Culicidae
Product: coiled-coil domain-containing protein 96
Exons: 2
Coding region: 386-2035 (549 amino acids)
Source: RefSeq, a predicted model, not a curated record